GGUGACUCUUAAUUGUGUAACGUUCAUUGACGAGUCAGCACAAUGCUGCUGAGACCGCGGAGGCGCACUGAGCCGAGCAGAGCGAUGAAAUGCUCCCAUCGAGGAGAACACAGAUGGACAGCCUAGUUCAGCCGCUCGUCGCCCAGUACCUCGCCAUGGGAUGCCAAUCAAAAGAAAACAACCAAAACGAAAGUAUAACGUCGGAAGAAAAGGGAAAGGACGAUGCGAGAGUGACUCCAGGAUGCGGCUCCAGGUCUAGGGUUUCUCCUCCAGGCCGCCCUCACAGGUUCCACAAACCCAGCCCGCAUCCAACCCAAACCGCCCCCAGUAAAUCCAUGAUGUCCCUGGGUCCCCUCACCAAAGGGGGGAGCUGGGAGGAGCUCAUUCAGGCCUGUCUGCAGUCCUUCGACUCGAAUGGUUGCGUGUGUGGGAGCAGCCACCUGUUGAACAUCACCCUGACCAUGCAUCGUCUCCACCUCUCCUCCAGCGAUCUGCUAGACAAACUCAUCUCUCUAUUUAAAACAGCGCUGGACAAUGAGCAACCAGCAGAGUGCCAGAGGAUAUGCUACCUCAUCAGGCAUUGGAUCCAGGAAUUCUGGAUGAUGUUCCGGUUGCACCACAGCUUGUCAGACAGCCUGGACACGUUCCGGGAUCUGAUCCGAGAGCAGGGACAGGAGCAUCUUUGCUCUCUCCUAGAGACCAAAUGGAUAAAUGAACGGGACUGGUCAUGGAAGGCCAGCCAGAAGAUCAAAGCUAACAGCAGUAAAAAGAGGAAGGUCUCUCUUCUUUUUGAUCACCUGGAGCCCAUUGAGCUGGCUGAGCAUCUCACCUUUCUGGAGUUCAAGUCCUUCUGCAGAAUAUCAUUUGUAGACUACCAGAAUUACAUUCGAAGCUGCUGCAUGAAGGACAUCCCUGUGAUGGAGCGUUCCAUCGCCCUGUGUAAUGGUAUUUCUCAAUGGGUUCAGCUGAUGGUGCUGAGCAGGCCGACCGCUCAGCUGAGAGCUGAGGUUUUCACCAAGUUUAUCCAUGUGGCGCAGAGUCUACAUCUUAUGCACAAUUACAACACACUAAUGGCGGUGGUGGGAGGGCUUUGUCACAGCUCGAUCUCCAGACUGAAGGACACCACCUCACAUGUACCCAAUGAGGUCACCAAGGUACUGAACGAGAUGACAGACCUGCUGUCCUCUUGCAGAAACUAUGACAACUAUAGACAAGCUUACAACAAGUGCACAGGUUUUAAAAUCCCCAUCCUGGGCGUCCACCUCAAAGAUUUGAUUUCGGUCAACGAGGCCAUGUCAGACUAUGUGGAGGACAACAAGGUGAAUGUCCAGAAGCUCCAGGCACUCUACAACCACAUUAACGAGCUGAUCCAGCUCCAACAAAUCCCUCCCAAGCUGGAUGCUAACAAGGACCUGGUCCAUCUGUUGACGCUGUCCUUGGACCUUUACUACACUGAGGAUGAGAUCUAUGAACUGUCUUACGCCAGGGAACCCAAGAACUGUAAAGCACCUCCAGCCACCCCCUCUAGACCUCCAGUGGUUGUGGACUGGGCAUCAGGAGUGGCUCCCAAACCCGACCCCAGAACCAUCAGUAAACACGUACAGAGAAUGGUGGACUCCGUGUUUAAGAACUACGAUCACGACGAGAAUGGCUUCAUUUCUCAAGAGGAAUUUGAGAAAAUUGCUGCUAGCUUUCCGUUUUCCUUCUGUGUCAUGGACAAAGAGAAGGAAGGCCUUAUCAGCAGAGAUGAGAUCACAGCCUAUUUCAUGCGGGCCAGUGUCAUCUGCUCCAAACUGGGUCUUGGUUUUGUCCACAACUUCCAGGAGACCACUUACAUGAAACCCACGUUCUGUGACAACUGCUCAGGAUUCCUGUGGGGUGUCAUCAAGCAAGGCUACAGAUGCAAAGACUGUGGGAUGAACUGCCACAAGCUGUGCAAGGACCAGGUGGCGUUUGAGUGCAAGAAGAACGCCAAAAUGACCAACGCCAUCGACAGCCCGACACCGAGCUCCACGCCGGUUACCAUGGGUCCCUCAGAGGGUUCAGAAGACUGUCCUUUCCCCUACCCGCCACAUGACAGCAAAGACUGGAGUCCAGAGUCCCCAGUCACCAACUAUUUGAGGCCUCGGACAGUCCAUAGUGGCACCCAGACAGAGGGAACCCAACUUUCUGCUGCAGCCCCUGAGGCCAGCCUCCCUCAGCCCUCUCUGCUGGUCCCAACAACACCCACCCUCACCUCCUGUCCCAGCCCAGUGCCCCAGAGAAAACAGCGACACUGUGCCAAGUGGGAAAACAGAGCGUCUUUUGCGCAAAAGCCUAAAGAGCCAGAAGAGGAGAGCAAACCCACCUAUGAAUUUCUGGAAUCAGAAAACCAGAGGCUCCAAAAGGCCAAUGACACACUACGUAGGAAGCUGAAGGAGGCAGAGCGUGAGGUGGAGAUACUAAAGACACUGCUCAAGAGGCAUGCUCUCCAUCCUGUGGAGGAGGACUCCUCCUCCUAGACACGCACAUACACUGGACCUCCUCUAGGGAGACUGGUGCUGCCCCCCUAUGGCAGCAUGUAUAAAACUGGAUCCAAUGUUUAAUUUAUUGGUCAUGAGCAUUUCACCAGAAUUACCAGACCCAGACAAUUUGGCAUCACAUGAUAGGAAGUGGACAGUGCACAAAGCUUGUCAAGGGAUUUUAAUGCUAAUGGUACACAGUCAAUCAAAAGAGGACAAUCAGCAUGUCACCAGUAAUUGAAGUUAAAGGACAGCUUUGGUAUUUUUCAACCAGGAUGCUAUUUUUACACAUUUUUGUGUAGUGACUAAUGGAAACUUCUCCAGUAUUGAGAGAGACUGCUGCAGCAGCUGAACAGGCUGAAAUGUAAUCCCUACAGGCAACGGCCCACCGUCAAUUUACAUUCACUAAAAGAGUUUGUUUUUGCUUCUGACAGGCUCAGAUUGUUAUUAGAAGUGUCUGGCAGUAUUAAGGAAAAGACCCUAUCGUUCACCGGCCCGUUUCUUAUUGUGGGCCAGUCUAUUGUGGAGAAGUCUUGCCCUGAAACCCCACAGAGUACAGAAAGUGUAGCUUAGUGUUAUCUAGAAGAUUUUCAGUGUCAUGGCUGAAUAUUUCGUUGACUUCGACUAUGUGGAAACGUCCGUGACAUUUCAGAACAGGGCUUCUCCUUGAGCAAGACCUGGUCACACACACACACACACACACACACACACACACACACACACACACACACACACACACACACACACACACACACACACAAACACACACAAACACACACAAACAGAGCAAAAGAUAAGGGAAAACUUUUUCUGUGGGGUCUUUUACAUAAUGAUGUCAGAGACGUCCAAUAACGAUCUGAGCCUGUCAGUGGUAAAAACAAGCACUGUUAUUGGACGUAGAUUGACAAUGCAUUAUUGUCGGCAGGCAUUACAUUGCAGCCUGUGUCGCUGCUGUGGCUGCAGCAGUGUGGACCAGUUUAGAAAACUGUAGUCUCCAUUAGUCCCCCAGGCACAACAAUACGGUAAAGCAGGGUCCAGGUUCAAACAUAGCAAUCUUUCCCAUAAACUAUUUUGAGGUGUGCAUUUCUUUUAAACAAGCUACAGUACAUAGCACACACAAUACAGUAAAAACACUGUAGCGUUAUUUAUAAAGAAGUUUGAAGUGAACAGAGGGAGCUUUUAUACUGUAUUGUUCAGUUCACAGAAGAAUGAAAAUCAUUGCAAUGAGCAUUACUCACUUAUUUUAGUGAACCAUUAAGAGUGGCUGGAGUUAGAAUCAAGUUUCCUGUCAUAAAGAUAAAAACAUACUGAAUGAAGGAGGGCAGUAUUUAACAGUGUAAAUAGGGCAGAAUGUGUUUGAUCAAUUCUCGAUCAAUAAGAGACAAGCUAUUUAUGUUAAACAUAAAAUGGAAAUCAGAGGAAAUGCAGUUUAUUGUGUAAAUCACAGGUGCAUCAUUAUUAUUGUUAUUAUUAUUAUCAUUAUUAUUAUUAUUAUUAUUAUUAAGGAUGAGAGCCCACUGAGAAUGAAAGCUGGAGGCCUCACGUGUACAGUGCUGUUUUCGCUUUGCAUCAUUGUCCCUGUUCAUAUCAAUGCACACAAUGUCGUCAGUGCUUCUGUUAAUAUUUAUUGUCUCAAACACUACACAGUUCAUAGAGAGAGUGACAGAAAUUGACAUUUUGUACAGCAUACUGGUACUUUCAGUGAAUUAUUUAUGCUCUUGCGUGUUGGCGUCAUAUUGAUACUUUCUAUUUUCAUUGUGCAGCCAUGUCACGUUACUGUUGUGUGGUCCGUUGAAGUGGUGUUGUACUGUGGGUCGAGAUACGUGUGUUUGUAACGUGUGUAAUGUACUGUAAAUACAAAGUAUACACAG
This is a messenger RNA of Epinephelus moara (kelp grouper), 4372 nucleotides long. Its product is annotated as RAS guanyl-releasing protein 1-like. The transcript has 17 exons. Gene Ontology annotation, molecular function: calcium ion binding; guanyl-nucleotide exchange factor activity. Gene Ontology annotation, cellular component: plasma membrane. The record is from RefSeq and is a predicted model, not a curated record. NCBI's taxonomy places the organism in Eukaryota, Metazoa, Chordata, Actinopteri, Perciformes, Serranidae. Gene Ontology annotation, biological process: positive regulation of GTPase activity; Ras protein signal transduction. The coding region runs from base 90 to 2501 and encodes 803 amino acids.